UCCCCUUAUCCUCUUUUUUAUCAGAAUACAUCCAUUACCCUUUUCCUCAAAAUCUCUCCUUUUUCUCUGUUCUUCAAUCAUUUUGUUCUUUCUUUUGAUUUCCCAGUCCUGGAAUCUUCUUCUUCAAAAUGUCAAACACUUAAACUUUGUACAACAAGAACAGAAACAUUAAUAUCUCAGUCAGAAGCUGGAAGGAGAGGAUGUCUUGUUUAUUGCCACAAUUCAAGUGCCAACCAGACACUUUUUCUAUCCAAUUCAGAGCUCACCAUUCUCACCAUUCAAAACACAAAGAAUCUAUAUGUUUCCGUUCACAAUGUGUUUUAUCGACCACUUCAUCGACAUCAAUGGCAACAACAGCUGUGCUUGAUGUAGAGAAGCUAAGAUUACCAUCUUUUGAAGCUCAUUCGAAUUCAGUUGUGACCGAUAGACCAUGGACAUAUACAGGGGCAACUGGUCCACCUUCCGAGGCAAGCUUCGGAGCAACUUUAGCAACUGAAAAUCUUCUUACAAGUGAUGAGGCCGUAAUUGCUGCUGCUGCUGCUGAAGCAGUAGCUCUUGCACGAGCAGCUGCUAAGGUUGCUAAGGAUGCUGCCAUUAUGGUUAAGAAUCACGGUUCAGCCAAAACAGAAAUGAAAUCUCCAGGGUCAUCUGCAACCGAUACUUUAACAUCAAAGUGGGGUCUGUUUACUGAAGCAGAGAGGGCCGGUAUUGUUGGAGAUUACGUCUCGGAUGAACUUGAACUGGAAGAAGAUCAUUUAGAGCAAAAUUCCACAAAAGAAUCUGAUGAACUAGAGCCCACAAAUGAAGAACUUAAACUUCUUGAAGAACAAUUAUCCAGAAGUAUAGCAGUGAGGUCACAUCGCCAAACUGAACGAAAAGCUAAAAGAACGAGAGCAGCUGAGAAGGCUGCUACCAACGUUGUUUCAGUGAAGUCCGGUUCUACCAACAGAAAACGGCGUGGUGCUUUACAAGAUAUAGACUACUCUGAUCCAUUGCGUUACUUGAGAGGGACUACCAACACUUCCAAGCUUCUCACUGCUAAUGAAGAACUUGAGUUGUCGGAAGGAAUACAGGACUUGCUAAAACUAGAAGGACUCCAUGAGGAGCUUGCGGAGCGCUGUGGACGACCACCUACCUUUGCACAAUGGGCUGCUGCUGCUGAAGUUGAUCGGAAGACCCUUCGGGAACGCUUGAAUUAUGGCACAAUUUGCAUGGACAAAAUGAUUAAAAGCAACAUACGGCUUGUUAUUUCGAUUGCAAAAAAUUAUCAGGGGGCUGGAAUGAAUCUUCAAGAUCUUGUUCAGGAAGGAUGCCGAGGCCUUAUAAGAGGUGCCGAGAAAUUUGAUGCUUCUAAAGGCUUCAAGUUCUCAACUUAUGCGCAUUGGUGGAUUAAGCAAGCUGUACGGAAGUCUCUCUCCGAUCAGUCAAGGACAAUUCGCUUGCCGUUUCACAUGGUCGAGGCAACAUACAGAGUGAAGGAGGCUAGAAAGCAGUUGUUCAGCGAAAAUGGAAGACAGCCUGACAAUAUUGAAGUUGCGGAGGCAACAGGACUCUCCAUGAAGAGGCUCACUGCUGUUCUACUUGCACCAAAGGCUCCGAGAUCUCUCGAUCAAAAGAUUGGGAUCAACCAAAACCUUAAACCGUCGGAAGUAAUCGCGGAUCCCGAAGCAGAUUCAGCUGAAGAUAUCUUGCUGAAACAGUUCAUGAAGAAGGAUCUGGAGAAGGUAUUGGACAGUCUGAGUCCAAGGGAAAGGCAAGUGAUUCGAUGGAGGUUCGGAAUGGAAGAUGGAAGGGUGAAAACAUUGCAAGAAAUCGGGGAGUCAAUGGGUGUAAGCAGGGAAAGAAUCCGGCAAAUCGAGCUAUGCGCUUUUCGGAAAUUGAAGAACAAAAGGAGAACAAAACAUCUGCAGCAAUAUUUACUUUCAUAUGCCUCAUAGAUACUUCAUUUCUUUCCUUCUAGUUUUCCUUUUUCAUUCCUACAAGUUCAGAGAAAACAUGCAAUUUUUUUACCGUAUCAAACAUAAAAUCCAGGCACUAAUAACAUUUUUUUCUCAUUAAUUAUCAAAUGUAGAUGAAGGUUAUGUUUGAUUCAA
This is a messenger RNA of Gossypium raimondii (Peruvian cotton), 2093 nucleotides long. RefSeq names its product RNA polymerase sigma factor sigB. Gene Ontology annotation, molecular function: DNA-binding transcription factor activity. Gene Ontology annotation, biological process: regulation of DNA-templated transcription; DNA-templated transcription initiation. The transcript is spliced from 8 exons. The record is from RefSeq and is a predicted model, not a curated record. NCBI's taxonomy places the organism in Eukaryota, Viridiplantae, Streptophyta, Magnoliopsida, Malvales, Malvaceae. Bases 201 to 1937 code for a protein of 578 amino acids.